Messenger RNA from Ectocarpus siliculosus, 4605 nucleotides. NCBI's taxonomy places the organism in Eukaryota, Phaeophyceae, Ectocarpales, Ectocarpaceae. The record is from the annotation of a GenBank genome assembly.
AUGAACGACGUCACAUGCAGCUUGAACGAGGCGGAGGAGAACGGCGGGUGCUUCUACAGCGCGGGCAUCGGCAUUGUCAACGACGGGACGGUGAUGCUGGAUAACUUGGCGGACUCCGGAGGCUGCAUAUACGCGUCCGCGGACAGCAACGUCAACGUCAACGGCGGGGAGUUUAGGGGGUGCAGAUCGACCGGAAACGGCGGUUUCAUGUACGUCUCGGACGGUGGGACCGUGACCAUCACGGGAGGGUUGGUGGCAAACAACGUGGCCGAACGGAGAGCUGGCGUGGUGUAUAGCUCGGGGGAUAGCAACGACCUUGGAGGCGCUAGCGUAACGAUCGAGGGAGGCACGUUCAGCGACAACGAAGCGCAGGAGCUUGGCGGGGCGAUCGUGGCCUGGGGGGACACCAACGUGGUGACCGUGACAGGCGGGUAUUUCGUCAACAACACCGCCAAGUUCUACGGGGGCUUCAUCUUUCUGGAGGAAGAGGCUAGUCUUUCUUGCGAAGGAGCCACGAUCAGGGACCACUCUGCCGGGGACCAGGGAGGAGGCAUCUACGGCCGAGACGCCGCUUGGGUGAACUCCAGCUGUGACUUGAUCGGCAACGCAGCGCCGCAGGGGGCGGCGGUGUACCUGACCCACACCGUCAUGGCCGCCAACUUUGAUAACCACGAAGUCACCGACAACGUGGCGUCGGGGGGCAGCGUGUUCUACGCCACCGACACCGCCCUCUUCGCGACGGGGCUAAACUUCCAGUCCGGGGUGGGCCUGCAGGAGGACUCUUCGAACCGCGCGAUACAGCUGGAGGGCGAGACAACCCUUGUCGCGGAGGGGUGCGUCUUCGGCGGCUGGAUGGGCGACACCGUGAUCCGCAACGCCAACACCGCGCCGGGGUCCCUCACGCUGGACAGCUGCGACUUCAGCGAGAGCGCGGCAGUCAUGGUGGUCACCUCGCCCCAGUCCGACACCAUCAUCCGCAACGCCAUCGUCGACCACCUCACCAUCGAGAACGCCGCCCUGGUGAACGACUCCCUCGUGCUGGUCGACAACGCCUUCGACUGCGGGACCCCGGGCAUCUGCGCGGCCGGGGAGUGCGUCGACAGCGUCCUCGGCGUGCUCUGCGAGUGCCUCUCGGAGGGCUACUGCCUCGACGGCGGGGGCGCGCUCUCCGUCGACGUUCUCACCGCGCCGCCGAACGUUACGUACAGCCCGGACCCCGUGUACUUUGAACUCCUCGUGUCCGCGUCGGCGGACGGGGUUACGCCCGCCAUCUGGAACCUUUCGCACGAGGCCGAAGACCUCGGGCUGCAGGUCCUCCCGUCUAGCGGUAUCCUUCCUCCGGGGGAAAACGUAACGGUCGCCGUUACCGGUAGCCCCCUGCAGGACGACGUCGGGGGCGUGCUGGUCACCCGUUUCGUCGUCACCUCCGCGGGGAGCGGCACCGCGGAAUCAUCAUCAUCAUCGACGGGGGUGGAGUUGGAGGUGGAGUCGGCGUUCUACCUGUGUCAGGCCUUCGAGUACGCCAUGCCGGUGGACAGCGAAGACGACGACGACGACAACGACCCGGACGCGGCCAGCGUCGUGUGCCUGCAGUGCGCGAACUUGGACGGUGCGGAGGGGCUGGACUGCGAGUCCCCGGGGGCGACGCUGGCUUCGAUGCCCGUGCGGGAGGGGUACUGGCGGUCGAGCCAGGAGUCUCUGGUGGUCCACGGGUGCCUCCACUCCGACGCUUGCGCCGGUGCCACGCAGAUCUCGAGCUCGGACGACUACUGCAAGGAUUGCUACGAGGGGCCAUACUGUGCCGUCUGCGCGGAAGGUUGCUGCGAAGGCUCCUCCCACACCUGCCACCGGUGCUCGGGGAUAAAGUCCCGGCUGCUCAUGUUCGCGGGCAUCGUCUUCGGGGUGACCAUCGUGCUGUUCCUGGGCGUGGCGAUCGUGUUCCUCAUCGGGGGCCUGGACGCCGUCGACAGCGUGCGCUUGAGCAUGUCGAGGAAGCUCUCCAUCUCCGGGAAGCCCCGCGGCGGCAUCUCCCGCUCCCACCACGAGGGGACCAGCAGCAUCAGCAGCAAGAGGCCGUCCGGGCGGAGCAACUUCGGGGGGGACGACGACGACGACGAUAGCGGUGGUCGCGGUCGUUCCGCUGCCGUGGGCAACGCCGCCGUCGAUGAGGAGAAAACACGCACCGCCGCGGUGGCCGGGCUCGGGCCUGGAGACUACUCGCCGGAGCGGCGACUAUCGGCGGCGGCGACGGCGGCCGCCAUCGACAGAGCGCGGAUUCUCGAGGCCGGCGCACGGAUGUCGGACGCCGGAGGCGAGAGCGCGCGGACGGGGUGCUGCGGGCUCGGCGGGAGGAUCAAGCGCUGGGUGUCGCUGCUGCCGAUGGACAAGCUCAAGAUCCUGGUGGUGGUGUGGCAGAUCUUGACGGUUUUUCCCAGCAUCACCGGGGUGCAAUUCCCGCCUUCUUACUCGCGGUUUCUCUCGUGGAUCGACGUCGUGAACCUGGAUGUGGGACACGUGUUCACGGCGUCUUGUUUGCUCCCCUCGGUUAGCUUCUACCAGAGGCUGCUGCUGACGACGCUGACGCCGAUUGGACUGGGGUGUGUGCUGGUGCUGACGCACUGGAUGGCCAAGGAGAGGGCGGGGAUCGGGUCCGCCAGCGUUCUUGCGAGGAAGGCGGCGUGGUCGAGGCACAUGGCGGCCGGGUUGCUCCUCACAUUCUUGGUGUUCACAUCGGCCUCCACGAUGGCGUUCAAGACCUUCCCCUGCGACGAUGAAGCCGUGGAAGGAGAGAGCUACCUCAGGGCGGACUACAGCCUAUCGUGCAAGACGGACAAGCACAUGUACUACAGGAUCUACGCUGGGAUCAUGAUUGUGGUAUACCCCAUCGGCAUCCCCCUACUGUACGCGUUCAUCCUCUGGAUAAACCGAGAUUCCCUCAAUCCGAGGGUUAGAAGUGAAGCCAUCCCGCAGCCGACAGGAGCGGUGGAGAAGAAGGUUUCUCUUGUGCCGGCGAACUACGGAGACGGUCUGCAGGAGAGGCUGGAUCAGCGAAGGAGGAACCCGGACCUGGUGCCCUCCAUGUUCCUGUGGAAAGACUUCGGCCCCGACAUGUACUACUACGAGGUGAUCGAGUGCGGCCGGAGGAUCCUCCUUACGGGCGUGCUGAUUUUUUUCGCGGCCGGAACGGCCGCCCAGGCGGCCAUGGCCUGCAUCUUCGCCUUCGUUAGCCUGCUGGGCUUCGAGCUGUUGAGACCCCACCUCGACCCCGCGGACAUGUGGCUCUACCGCCUGGGCUGCGUGAUCAUCUUCCUGAGCAACUUCUUAGCGCUUUUGAUCAAGGUCGACGCCGCCGGGGAGGGCAACCGCGCCGCCCUCGGGGGCAUCCUGAUCGCCGUCAACGUCUUCCUCAUCCUGGCGGUACUGUCGACCUCCUGGUUCGCCACGCAGCAGAUGGUAGACGACAACCGCAACGAGGAGAACUCCCUCGCCCUUGCGAAGACCAUGCUGACGUUCGAGCAGCGCGUGGCAGACGACGCAAAGGUAGUCCGCGGGAAGAAGCAGAUUCCGGAGUCGCCGCUGUCUAGCGUCGGGGCGGUUUCGGGACGCGGCUCCGUCGGACCGAGGCCGUCUGCGGAGGACCAGCAGCAACGCGGCGUGCUGAGCUCCUUGCGCGGCGGGAGCGUGAGCGCCGCCACCGUGAACGCGCUGUGGGAGGCGGGGAAGACCGAGAGCUCUUCGAAAGGACAGGAAAGGCCCGUUUAGAGCCGACUUCCUGACCCUUGACAAGAAGUUGCACGUUUUGGGUCGUUUUACAUGAAUCAAGUUGGCUUUUGGGUUGUUCGUGGUUAGGUUGUUUAUAUGAUAUUCUGCUAUUUUUACUUGAGAUUGUUAGUAGUUUGCACGGUGUUCGUAGAAAAUGCUGCUUGGGACAGCGCAAGGCGCAGACGGCGACGGGCUGGCAACGCAAGGCGUUUCGGGGGGAGUUUUCAGCCCACCCAUCUAGAUCACACGAGUGUUUUUGUAUCAUUGUGUCUUUCCUCUGCCUGAUGUUUGUGUGGACCGUGUUGCUGCUUUUCAGGCUUCGCGUGGCGCUGGUCCUCCUGCAUGAAUGAGUCACUAACGACGUGCUUUGUAUUUUGGUGCAGUCUAUCUUUGUAUCGGCGUUGUCCCUAUGUAGGAGAUGCCGCGCCAUGAUGAUAUCUGGGGGUGACUGCACGGCAGCUAGUCCAGACAAAUUCGGUAUCUCGUGUCUGUUAGUUGUGGAUGGCCACCGCCAUGUGGCACGUUUGGGGGUGGGUGUGUGUGUUUGUGUGAAAUGGCCAUGUUGCAAGUGUGGGGGCGAGUGUGUGUGUGUGGAAAUGCUGAUGUGUGUGGUUGUUCCCGGAACGUUUGCGGUCUACAGUACGGCCGGAAACGAGCAGCACUGAUUGAAUCCAGUGUUGCGCCCAUAAUGUCCCUUCGAUGGCGUAUUUCCUUCGAUGAUAUGUGUGUUGUGCUGAUGUUGUGGUAGAAUCAAAUGGUGCGAGUGUGUUGUGCCGUGUCCAUGUGUGUCACAGUAGUUGGCGCUGAUUUGAGACCCACAAAAUUUAUGAUAGAUUUCUUGGU